This is a messenger RNA of Pectinophora gossypiella (pink bollworm), 2964 nucleotides long. RefSeq lists its product as uncharacterized. Gene Ontology annotation, cellular component: calcineurin complex; nucleus; cytoplasm. The coding region runs from base 328 to 2787 and encodes 819 amino acids. The record is from RefSeq and is a predicted model, not a curated record. The transcript is spliced from 18 exons. Gene Ontology annotation, biological process: calcineurin-mediated signaling. Gene Ontology annotation, molecular function: calcium ion binding; calmodulin-dependent protein phosphatase activity; calmodulin binding. NCBI's taxonomy places the organism in Eukaryota, Metazoa, Arthropoda, Insecta, Lepidoptera, Gelechiidae.
UUCCAUAUGGAAUACGUAUUGUCGGCUACAUAUAGCAACUGCUGGAUUUUAUUCUUUGAAUGCGAUUUAUGGAUCAUCUAAGAAGUUCAUUCAUACAAAGAAUUUAUUCUUGCAGCGUCAUCUAUGUACCGUAGCAUGAACUAGUAUGACUCGUUCUCAUAUUGUCUUCACGCUGUAACUCAUGUCGGAGGUCGAUAGAAAGAAUGGUGUGUCACUUUUUGGAUAUCUGCGAGAAGUUAUAGUUAGAGAGUUUAUGAGUUGAGUAUGUUUGCUGCUAAACGCAAUAUGCUUUCGGGCUUAGAUUACAGACAGUAAAAACUGUUCUUAAUGUUCAAACAUUAUAAGGACCUAAGUGAUGUGGUGUCGUUGCUCGUGUACUGCCCGACCGAGCACUCGUUCCUCCUCUCGAAGGAGACCAGCGGGGAGUACUGGAUACCGUCCAGCAGAGUCGAUGGUGACUGCUGGAAGUUAACUGCUAGUAAAAUAUAUUACGAUUUAUUCGGCGUUGAAACAGUCAAUCCGUGCGUUCCCCUUAGAAUAUACAAAGUGUGGUUGCCGAACCACCCGCUGUCGGCCGUGUACCAUGCAAUUUACAAGACUUGUAUCAAGCCUGAUCUGAAGAAAAAAUUAAAAAUAAAGCAAAACCUGCGCUCGCGGCUGUCAUGGUUCAACCACGUGGAGCUGGACCGGCAGCGCGCGCACGCCAUGCUGCGCAGCCCCGAGCUCGCCAUCUUCACGCAAAUGGCCAUGGGGGAACAAAUCAAGGAGUUCGAUGUGGAGUACGACACGGGGAUCCUGAUAGAGAUAUGUGAGAGCAACCUCAUCCUGUCUCCGGACGUGGGCGCCGGAGCCGCCGCUCUGUCCUCGCCCAAUUAUCAUCUCCUUAUAGCUGCCAAGUAUACUAAAGAAGAUCAAAUACGCCUGUACCGGGAGUUCGUGGUGCUGUCGUUCCCAGCAGUGUACAUGAGUCCGCACAUGUUCACCACCUUCAUGGUGGAUCUGGGCUGGCAACGACCACAGUGCCAUAAUCUUUUCAGGGCAGCAGACAUAACGGGGCGCGGAGGCCUGUCGUUCCUGGAGCUGAUGCUGUGGUGCGCCGCCAUGGAGCCUGCCACACAGCACAGCGGCGUGCCGGCAGAGAUACGCUGCCGGUACAUUUUCAGAUUCUUCGACAGCAAUCGGGACAUGAAGUUGGAGUACGUAGAGUUUAAAGAGCUGGUGGCGGCGGCGCGGGUGGCGCGCCAGCUGCCCGUGGACGCGCUCAGUGUAGCCAAGGACGCUGACGUCUGCCUCAGGCAACUGGGUAUCCAACCAAACUCGCAGAUCCCCCUGACGGAGUUCCUGCGCGGCGUGGGUGAGCUGCGACUGCGUGGGACCAGCUCCAUGCUGCGCGCGCCACGAAGUGUCUCCGGGUAUCUCGUCGACUUGCAAGAACGCGAACGCGAGAUAAGCCCCAAUACUUCGCCGGAAACUUCUAAAUUACACUUAGGGCAAACGUGCACGAUGGGCAAUAUGUCCCACGUGGGCGACACGUCGCAGAUGUCGCCGGGCGGCACGCCGCUGCGGCGCCCGGGCCAGCGGCCCGACUACAACGUCGCCGUCUACACGGUGCGCCUGCGCAGAGAUGUCCCCAAUGAGAUGCUCGAGCUCACUACCUUUAACGAAGAUGCGGUGACAGCAUCAACGGCGCGGCUGGUGACGCUGAAUGUGACUUGUGUCAACUCUACCCACGUGCUCGGGCCGCGCACCUGCCCCGUGGAGGCGAUGGCCGCCGUUCACUACUUCGCCACUCAAGUCGACAAGGGAUCCGGAAGACGCAUGUCAGUGGCGACGAACAACUCGACGGUGGUGACCAAGUGCGCGUGGGCAUGGGCCACGCCGUCGGAGGAGGCAGCCAUGGGCGCGCUGCUGCUGCGCCUGGCCGACGCCGUGCGACCUAUCUGCGCAGAGGAACCACGGCUGCUGCGGAUUAAUUCUCCGGUGUAUGUUAUAGGUGACCUCCACGGCAAUUUGAACGCGCUUCUAACCCUGGAGACAGCACUGUGGCCCUCCGGAGCUGCGCUGGCGCCCGCGAAGAUGCUCUUCCUCGGGGACUUCGUGGACCGAGGGCCGCACGGUACCGAGCUCAUGGCAUACCUGCUAGCGGCCAAGCUGCAACGACCGCACGGCGUCUUGCUCAUCCGAGGGAAUCAUGAGACAAGAGACAUACAGAAAAUGUUCACCUUUUACACAGAAUGUAUGAACAAAUACGGAGAAGUAGAAGGUGCAAAGAUAUGGAAUGCGAUAAAUCAAGUGUUCGAUGUGCUGCCUCUUGCUGCCGUUGUAGAUGAGAAGGUGUUCUGUUGCCACGGCGGUAUCCCCCCGCCCUGGGUGUGCCCGCUGGUGUCGGCUAUCGACAAGGUUCCUCUACCAUUGCCGCGCCCGGCCGAGCAGAGUACCAUCGCCUGGGAACUGCUGUGGAACGAUCCAAUCAAACCGAAUAAGAUGACGACAUCUCUGGCGCUGGAGCUGACUGCGAACGAAGGGUUCGCGGCCAACUCGAAACGCGGCACGGGCCACGUGUUCGACCAGACCGCCAUCGACCGGUUCUUGCUCUCUAACCAGCUCUCGCACGUCGUACGAGCACAUGAGCUGCACCAGAACGGAUUUAUGUGCCAGCUGCGCGGGCGCCUGGUGUCGAUAUUCUCGUCGUCGCACUACUGCGGUGGCACCAACGACUCCGGCGCCGUGCUGCUUGAAGGCGGGAAACUAAGGCUCAUACGCGUUGGCAUCGGAACGACUUACUAAGUUUACACUCGACUUGUGACGUUGACAAUAUUAUCGUUAAUGUCCUAAGCUUGUGGCGGCAACAAAAUUCAGAACGCCUAAAUUCAGUGGUAGCGAAGACUCGAGAUCAACUGAAAUACCUCAGAAUCGGUUCUACGGCGUUCAACGAAAUAUGAGUUGAUUCUCGAAAUUGUCAAA